Molecule: messenger RNA, 180 nt
Organism: Racocetra persica
Lineage: Eukaryota; Fungi; Glomeromycota; Glomeromycetes; Diversisporales; Gigasporaceae
Source: the annotation of a GenBank genome assembly
GGGCUAUGAAUACACAAGUGUGUAAUGCAACAAAAACAACACCAUAUCAACUAGUAUUUGGUCAAGAUCCCCAAGCAGAUUUACAAAUUAUCUUGAUGCUUUAUCAACAAAAUAUUGUAAACGAGGAAAAUAUUCCAUUAGAAAAUCAAGCAUCAACUAAUCAACCAACUCUAAAAACUG